AGUCCCAUCGAAUACUCAUUACCAGUUUACUUCCCGAUGAGCUACCAAAUCGUUACCACCGUGUUCGUCCUUGUAAUCUGUACUAUUGGCAUCGUUGGAAAUAUCAUGGUAGUUCUGGUGGUGACUCGUAUCAAAUCCAUGAGGAGCCCGACCAACUGUUACCUGGUCAGCCUGGCAGUGGCGGACCUCAUAGUACUGGUCACGGCAGGGAUACCGAACAUCCCCGACAGCUUCUACAUCGAGUUCGCCUGGCUCUACGGAUACUCGGGUUGUCUCAUCAUCACCUACCUACAGUACCUCGGCAUCAACACAUCAUCAAUGUCCAUCCUGGCCUUCACGGUUGAACGUUACAUCGCCAUCUGCCACCCGCUGUACGCCCAGACCAUGUGCACGGUUUCCCGGGCUAAGAAGAUCAUCGCUGGAGUCUGGGUCCUCACCCUCGCCUAUGAUUCCAUGUGGUUCUUCCUCAUGGGUACAGAACAAAAGGUGUACAACAACGGAACUGAGGUACUUUUUUGCAACUACAACAUGGAAAGAAGCAAAUAUUUGACAGUGUAUUUCUUGGAUCUGUCCCUGUUCUACCUGUUGCCGCUCAUCGUGGCAGCCGUGCUGUACAUCCGCAUCGGGCGGGUGCUGUACUCGGAGGACAUCGCUGAAGCCGGAAACAUCGAGAUCGCCAACAGGGGACAAACACAUGUACGCCACAUGCAGGCUCGCAGGAUCAACUCACGGAAACAGGUGGGUAGUCACUAUAGGAGUGAAGAAGGAGGGAAGAAAUGAAGGGAGGGGUGGAGGAAGGAAAGUGUGUUGCAUUUAUACGAUCAUCUUGAGAAAUAUAUCAUUCCUAUGAUGUGUAAUGAUCUAAUGCUGUUUACCAUCUAAAAAGAGUAGCGCCAGUGUUUGUGAGAUAAAGUAACUUCCAGAUUGCUUCUGUGUAACAUGCAUGUUAUCGAGCUAUGCAGAGUGACCCUUUAUCUACUCAUGAUCAAGCGUUAACGUGUAUCUUUUGAGCUGCAACACUUCAAGGACAAAUCAAUAACUUGGAAAACAGAGGCCAAUGUUGCUAUCUUUUCCAAUCCGCGAUCACUCAGUUGUUUUCAACUUGGAAACCUUGACAACUCCGUCACUUUAUUAACUUCGCACGAGCGCGCGCGCGCGCGCGUGUGUGUGCGUGCGUGUUGAUUUCAGUAGAGAUUCUACAGAAAAAGGUAACAUUAUGCUUUUACAUAUACCGUUGAAUUUUCUAAUUUCCUUCCAAGCCAUUUUUCAAGUAGUCAACUCUGACACGGCAUGUUGUUCUCGUGUUUCUUAUUGUCCAUCUUCAUGCACACCGCCAGACUGAAUGAGAGUCUGACACUUUACCACGAACAUGCAGAUGACAGCAGUGACUUCUCCUACAUUUUAGCACUUUAUGUAAUACAUAGUGUACAGCAGACUUCAUCCUCCCAACCUGAGUUAGUGCCGAUGUCUAACUAGUAAUUUUUUUCUUGAAUUGACUGUAAUAAAGUCUAGUGCAGACGUGACGUUUUGCCAAUGCAGGAAAUUGAAUCUGUAGACGUGCGAGUUGUCCAUUACAAAAAUUGGGUUGGCGGUUCAAAUCAUAACCCUCGCAGUACCCCACUUUAUUAUCCCUCUUUAGUCGUGAGUUACAUACCGAAUUCCAACAGGAGUUGAUCAUUGGCUAGCUAGAAUUGACCAAAAUUUCGACACACGAGAAACUUGUUACCAAACUUUUUCUCACUGAUGCUCACUAACGUCCAACCAUGGAUCUGCUGUCACUGCCCGUGAACUUAACAUCUGAUGAAGAAUUACUUUUUAAACAUGGACUAUUUACUGGCCAUGACUUUGCUUGACGCACCUAGCGAUGCCACGUCGAGUAGUUGUGUAGUAAAUUUGGGCAUUUACCAUUAAUGCCACGCCUUUCGUUCCACGGAAAUUUACUGAUAUGAAGACCUGGUAUCUCUUA
Molecule: messenger RNA, 1966 nt
Organism: Branchiostoma floridae (Florida lancelet)
Lineage: Eukaryota; Metazoa; Chordata; Leptocardii; Amphioxiformes; Branchiostomatidae
Product: thyrotropin-releasing hormone receptor-like
Biological process (GO): G protein-coupled receptor signaling pathway
Cellular component (GO): membrane
Molecular function (GO): thyrotropin-releasing hormone receptor activity
Source: RefSeq, a predicted model, not a curated record